AUGGUUACGAAUCUUCUUUUCGAAGCACCCAACGGCUACGCCCUGUGCGAGGUUCACGGCGUCGAUGAGAUCGGUCAGAACACUGAGGCGGUUCGAGCCUCUGUUUCGGACCUUAGUCGGUUUGGUCGGGUCGUCAAGCUCAUUGCUUUUCAGCCCUUAGAGUCUGCACUUGAUGCUCUCAACCAAAUCAACGCCGUCUCUGAAGGGUAUAUGACUGACGAGCUGAGAAGUUUUCUGGAAUUGAAUCUCCCGAAAGUCAAAGAAGGCAAAAAACCCAAUUUUAGCUUGGGAGUGUCCGAGCCUAAAAUCGGUUCUUGCAUCUUUGAAGCCACGAAGAUUCCUUGCGAGAGCAAUGAUUUCGUACACGAGCUUCUUAGAGGUGUUCGUCAGCACUUUGAUCGAUUCAUCAAGGACCUCAAGCCUGGUGAUCUUGAAAAGGCUCAACUUGGAUUAGCUCAUAGCUACAGCAGAGCAAAGGUCAAGUUCAAUGUUAACAGAGUGGAUAAUAUGGUUAUCCAAGCUAUUUUCCUGAUCGAUACUCUUGAUAAAGAUAUCAAUUCUUUUGCUAUGAGAGUCAGAGAAUGGUACUCGUGGCACUUCCCUGAGCUAGUGAAGAUAGUAAACGACAACUACCUUUACGCUCGAGUUUCAAAGAUUAUAGAGGACAAGUCAAAGCUCUCUGAAGAGCAUGUUCCAAUGCUUACUGAAGUUCUUGGUGAUGAAGACAAAGCAAGAGAGGUCGUUGAGGCUGGAAAAGCAUCUAUGGGCCAGGACUUGUCACCGAUUGAUUUGAUGAAUGUCCAGACCUUUGCACAGAGAGUCAUGGACCUUGCUGAUUACAGAAAGAAGCUGUAUGAUUACCUCGUUGCUAAAAUGGUCGACAUUGCUCCGAAUUUGGCUGCCUUGAUUGGGGACAUGGUUGCAGCGAGGCUGAUUUCACACGCGGGAAGUCUGACAAAUCUUGCAAAGUGCCCGUCUUCGACUGUCCAGAUUCUUGGAGCCGAGAAGGCGCUCUUCAGGGCUUUGAAGACACGUGGAAACACGCCAAAGUACGGUCUGAUAUUCCAUUCUUCCUUCAUUGGCCGUGCGUCUUCUAAGAACAAGGGCCGUAUUGCUCGUUACCUAGCCAACAAGUGUUCUAUUGCUUCCCGGAUUGAUUGUUUUGCUGAUACUAGCACCACAGCUUUUGGUGAGAAGCUUCGUGAACAAGUAGAGGAAAGGCUCGACUUUUAUGAUAAAGGUGUUGCUCCACGUAAGAAUGUCGAUGUGAUGAAAGAAGUGAUUGAAAAUCUUGAGAAGAAAGAUGAAGCAAUGACUGAUGAUGCCUCAGAAGACAAAAAGGAGAAGAAAGAGAAGAGGAAGAUAGAGGAGACCGUAGACAAUGAGAAAUCAGAGAAGAAGAAGAAGAAGAAGAAGAAAAGCAAAGCAACUGAUGAGUCUCAAACCAAGAAGAAAAAGAAGAAAACUAAGACAGAAGAUGAUGAAUGA
Messenger RNA from Microthlaspi erraticum, 1488 nucleotides. NCBI's taxonomy places the organism in Eukaryota, Viridiplantae, Streptophyta, Magnoliopsida, Brassicales, Brassicaceae. The record is from the annotation of a GenBank genome assembly.